This is a messenger RNA of Procambarus clarkii (red swamp crayfish), 2640 nucleotides long. Lineage: Eukaryota; Metazoa; Arthropoda; Malacostraca; Decapoda; Cambaridae. The record is from RefSeq and is a predicted model, not a curated record.
AUGUCUGACCAGUCUGCUGCGUCAGCGUCUGAAGCAAAGCGUGACGCAAGUCCCCCGGAUCACGACCCACCUCCCAGGAUCGAGCUCCGGCCUGUGGCCCACUCAGGAAGGGGAGACCUGGUCCCGGAUGCAGACAACGCCCCAACUUACUGCACGCAUCGCCUCUCCAGCACCCCUGGAGAGUGUCGUCACUUCAAGGACUGUUACCCCCUCUUGAGGCUGCCCUCCUUCACUCCUGAAGAAUCCUGGAUUUUAGGCAUCUAUGACACGUGUCCACUCAACUACAAGGGAAGCCUGGUGUUUGGCGUGUGUUGUGAGCCCUCCAAAAGCCACCGUCCCUCCAACGACGUUUCGAACGAGGUGAGAUUGGCGAACCAGCGGAAGGAAACCCCGGACCAGUACACGGCAGCAGAAGACGAUGAACCGGGAUUACUGGAUCGCAGCCACGUCCAGUUCGUACCCCCGAAGGAGCCCUCUUUUGAGCUCGAGAAGCCGUCUGUCAGAUACCCGUGGCAGGACCUCCAAACCCACCCCCCUAUAAUAACCCACCCUCCAGAGCACACUAACUUCCCGUGGUGGGCUACUCCAGGGCCCACUACCCCCAGCGCCCCCACUAGCAAACCAGCCACCCAAAAGCCCUGGUGGGAGCCCGCAACCACAAAGACCACACCACUCUCCUGGUGGCAGACGACAACCGUAAGAUCUACACCGACUUCCUGGUGGCAGACCACCAAACCGUGGUUGACUACAACCCGAAGAACCACACCUAAUCCGUUUUGGACAACUGCUCCCACUACACCCAAACCACCCACUUCGAAGGUGCCCUUCUGGGAGCGGCCGCCUGCUGACGACACCGUCGGAGCUCCUGCGCCCCCAGUACCGUCCAACGAGGGGGGCAAGGACCCCUGCUCCCCCGGGGCUUUCUACAAUGUUUAUCUUGAGGGUUUCAAAGUCACUGGAGGUACGCCAGCCACUCCACACACUUAUCCUUGGAUUGCGGCAGUGUUCAACAGGAACAAGCAGUUCUGUGGCGGAUCUCUUAUCGACAGCACGCACAUUCUCACGGCCGCCCACUGCAUCGCUCACAUGAGUCACCUAGACAUUGCCAACCUCAGAGUCCGAGUCGGGGCUCACAACAUCCAUUUGGCAGAGAGAACAGCCCAGGAGUUCAAGGUCAGCCGAGUGGUGAGACACAAGGAUUACGACUCCAGGAAACUGCUCAACGACGUGGCUAUGAUGACGCUGGACCGUCCGGCCGUCUUCAACGACGUCGUACGUCCGGUGUGUCUCGAUCGGAGCGGCAACGACUACGUCGACGAAUUCGUCACCGUGGCCGGAUGGGGCAGCAUGUUCGAAGGAGGACCUCAGCCGGCGACGCUGUACGAGGUCAAGCUGAAGGUCACCAGCAACGCUGAGUGUAGGUCGACGUACGGAGCGGCGGCUCCAGGAGGCAUCGUCGAUUCGUACCUUUGCGCGGGCGCCACCGGAUUCGACUCCUGUCAGGGUGACAGCGGCGGACCGCUGGUGAAGUUCGUCGACGGAGUCUGGAAGCAGAUCGGUCUAGUGUCUUGGGGCAUCGGGUGCGGCAAGAGUUACUACCCAGGAGUCUACACCAGGAUCAGCUCCUUCAUCUCUUGGAUCGACCGCGUCCAGAAGUCCUACUGAGGAGGGGAUAUUUUGAGGCGUGGAAGAGGGUGAAGAAGUCCCUCAAAGAGAGAGAGAGGGUGAGCGAGGCAUCUUGAGGAGCGUGAGAGACAGCCUAGCCAGUUUCAAUAAGCAAAACUACGGUCACUAAACGGAAGGAGACGCUGUAGCUCCUCCUUGAGAUGGUUGAGGGUCGAGGUACUCCUAACGAACUUUGUAAGUUCGUUAGAAGUACAUCAUAGUGAUUUAUCAAAUCAAAUCCCUUGUAUAAGAAGUGAUUUGUAUUUGAUAAAUACAAAUUAAAUACAUAAUAUCAAAUCACGAGUAGUGAUUUGAUAGUGAAGAGCUUCACCGAUGUAUACAUAAACAUUUGCACAAAGAAAUUUUGUAUAUGCAUUAAUUUUCAUUUUUCAAUUUAUUUAAAAUACUAAAUGACACGACAAAAUUAGAGGGCUUGUAUUAUAUACUUUAUUUACAAUACAUUAGACGUCAAAACUAUCGAGGCGUCGCCUCACGUCCGGAAGGGAUAUUCUUACUCCAUUCUCACAUCCUAACUCAAUAAACACAUCCUUAAUCCAUAUCCACAUCCUUAAUCUACAUCCACACCCUCACUCCAUACAUCAAUGAUGCUUUACACACAGAAAUCACAAUUGGGUGAUGCAUCAAAUGAACAAAUGAUUCAGGCAGCGUCUGGGAUGCUCUCGGACGCAGGUUCGAAUCCUCGUCACGGCCCUUGUGAAUUUGUUCAUCAAUGAUACUUACUCCAACUCUACACCCAAACCCUCAUUCAUGUCAAAUUUGACAUAAUCAAAUUCAAAUUUAUUUAUAUCCAUAGAAAUAUGUUCUUUGAUCAAUUUUGAAUGUCUAAUAUAAUUGUUAAAAAAUGAGGCAUUAUUAGCUCCAGUGUUUCCCCUAAGAGACUAAUUUAAUAAUUAGGUUACUGUAGGAGCGAUUAUGUAUUGUAAUAUAUAUGUAACUGAUCAAUAUAUUCUAAAG